AAAAAAGAAAAAAAAGAAAAAAGAAAAGAGGAAAAAAGAAGAAAGACUGCAUAUUCGGAAAGAAAGAACGAGAGGAAAAAAAAAGCGUGUCAAAACAUAAUACAGAAAGUAAAUUUCAAGAAGAGAAAGAAUCGAUAGUUCAGAAACGUUUUCUAAUGAAGAUGAACAAGAGAAAUAAAAGUAUGAAAAUAUCAAUACAAACGGGAAGAAGAAUAAGGGAAUAAUGUAUUCCGGUCGAGCGAGUGUGGUUAUGUCGCCGCGAAUAAACGCGUCAGCGUUGAGAUCGUCGAUCGAACGUUUUGGCGUUAUUUUCAAAAGCGAUAAAUACCUAAGACGAGUUCGACGCUGAGGCCUUGCGGGUCAUAAUUAACGUUGAGCAUGACCGGUUUAUUAUACUUUGGUAUUGACUGUCCAUUGUUUGACAAAGUCAAUACUGUCACCGCGCGAAAGGUUUUCGCCAUUUUUCGACAACCGCGUGUCGUUUUUGUGCGCCCCUACGAAAGACUCGGCCACCCGUUCGCUUCGCGGUGGCAGCUCGCGAGCCGCACGUUUUCCUUUUAAAGAUAAAAUAAAUAAUGAAUCACCGUUCACGUACAGCCCAAGACCGAGCAAAAAACAUGAAAAAUUUCACCCGAAUUCGCAAUUUUCGAGUUCGCACAUCGGACCAUCGACCAACCACCCCUCGGCGCGGUUCGCACACGCGCACUAACCGCCUUCGAUGCCCGAAGCCGAAAGGGAGAUUUUACCGCCGAUCUACCAUUACUUCUAUUAUUUUUUCUUUUCUUUUUUUUUUUUUUUUUUUUUUUAUGAUCGUUUGUUUUUCUUUGCGCGUUUAUUAAUAUUUAAAGAUCGACAAAGAUUAUGGUAUUAUCUUGAAAUUUGUAUUCUUUUUAUUGUAAAUUUAUGCAAGUCAUUUGACCGAUGUAAAUGAAUUUGACAAAUUAUGUUAAAACAUCGGUUGUCGAAAGGAGGAAAAAUGGCGGCUAAGUUGUUGCGUGAGACGCAGUUCGUCGUGCCGGGUCUAUAAUAGUAUGUAUAGUCUCCGAGUAUAUUGAAAGUUAGGGUAGUGUACAAUGCUUGUCGUACCAAAGAAAAGAAUCCGUAUCCUAGAUCGAAUCCACCAGUUGGCGCAAUCAGUUGUCUUAUAAUCUGAUCAAUGAUUAGCACUGGUAACCACCAAUCAUCGAUAGUGCAGUGUAGAAUGCGUUCGCUAAUUGGUGCAUACAUUUCGUUACUUCAGGAAAUGGAAAAGGCUGUAUUUUCAUAUAAAUAUAACUUCAUGUAUCAUAGAUUUCUUGUGAUAAAAGAAAAAACAAAAAUGAUAAUAAAAAGAAAUUUGAAUAUAAAGUAUCAUCGUGAUUAAUUAAUACCUAAGACGAUAAAUAAUAGAACAUAUAAUUACAAUGCAAUCAAAUCUCGAAAGUGGAUUGCAAUUAAUUACAAGGUUAAGAAAAAAUCUAUGUGUUUCAGAGUUUGAUGAUACUCUUUUUUUUAACGGAUUAAAAAAUACGGACAUUAUAGAAAUAACUGGAGAUGUAUCCAGUGGAAAAUCACUUUUGUUAGCGAACAUUCUUGCCAAGUGCAUACUUCCUUAUAGGUACGACGAUAUUCAUGUUAAAGGUCUUGCAGCUUCAGCGAUAUUAAUAAAUACUGAUUGUCACUUUCAAAUAUCAAAAUUAGUUAAAAUAAUGACGACGAUUGUGACUGAUGUAUAUAAAUCCAUUGAUAUAAAGAAAGUAAAUAAUGAAACGAUAAAUAAAAUUGUUAAUGACGUGCUCGAUAAUUUAAUUAUAAUUAAUUGUUAUGGAAAUGAUCAAUUUCUAUUAACAUUACAUACGUUAGAAAGUAUAUUAUUUUGCAAUGAAAAGAUUGUAAUUUUGGCAAUCGAUAGUAUAUCAGCAUAUUAUUGGCAAACCAGAGAAAAUAAUGAUAUUAAGUCUCUAGAUACCUACGUGAUAAAUUUAAUAAAACUUAUUCGAGCAACCACAUCUCAAUACAAUGUUAUAACGAUUUAUACAAGACCAAGUGGAUUGACUAUAAAUGAUAUUAAGUCCAUAAAAUUUAUUACUACAAAUAUUUUAAAAGAAUUAAAUUAUAUUAUUCGCUUAUUUAAAAAUAAUGAUUCAGAAAAACAUUUGUGCUUAAUAGAGUCAAAAAAAGAAACAAGAACUAUUAGCUUUAUGAUUAAUACUGGUAUUAUUAAGUGGAUAACAGAAAGAGAUUAAUUAAAUAUUUACAUUUAUAAAUUUAAUCUUUUAUUCCCAUUAAAAGGACUUCAUUUACUAUGUCUGAUGGAUUUAAUAAUCGAGAUCCUGCUAGUGUUAUGGAACAAUUUGUUUUAUACAGGGACACUAUCUCUUGAACUUUCCUACUUUCUUCCGGUGUAAUACCACCAACAACAUAUAUUAAUAUCCAUGGGUUAUCUGCAGGAUGAUGUUCCGUUUUGCUUUUCGAAAAAAGACUAUAACAUAAUAGUUUAGAUAUUAUUUGAUCAUAGGUGAAGUAUAUUAUAUAUACUUACUUGAAACUAAUACUGGAAUGCAUUGAUGUUGCGUGUAGAUCAUGAAUUUUAGGUCUCUUCGGAUUUAUUAUAUCUUUAACUAAUUGUUCUAAUAUACCAACAUAUUGAACCAUUUCACUAGGAUGAGGAUCAGAUACCAGAGAUCUGUAAUAUAACAGAAUUUAAUUUAUUCCAUAAAAUGUUUUGUCAAAAUUAAGAAAUGAUGUGAUUUUAAUGAAAUUACACAUAAUUGCGCAAUCCUUCUCGUUUUUUUGCUAUAUCAUGUAGCAUGGUGAUAAAAUGUUUUGCUGUCUUCAUUGAUAUCUCUUUUGCAGAUUCAUCAUCUGUGACUCCUAAAUUAAUUGAUAUUUUUUAAAUUAUCUUAAAACACAGGGAUAUAAUUACUAUUAUUUUAAUGAAAAUUUGUUAUUGAUACAAACCUAAUAACAAUAAAAUUUGUUGGUAAACUCCA
Vespa velutina is the source of this 2972-nucleotide messenger RNA. RefSeq names its product DNA repair protein XRCC2 (gene Xrcc2). The record is from RefSeq and is a predicted model, not a curated record. Gene Ontology annotation, cellular component: replication fork; centrosome; Rad51B-Rad51C-Rad51D-XRCC2 complex. Gene Ontology annotation, biological process: DNA strand invasion; double-strand break repair via homologous recombination. Gene Ontology annotation, molecular function: ATP binding; ATP-dependent DNA damage sensor activity; four-way junction DNA binding. The transcript has a single exon. The coding region runs from base 1404 to 2225 and encodes 273 amino acids. Lineage: Eukaryota; Metazoa; Arthropoda; Insecta; Hymenoptera; Vespidae.